Megalops cyprinoides (Indo-Pacific tarpon) is the source of this 1925-nucleotide messenger RNA. RefSeq names its product PTB domain-containing engulfment adapter protein 1. Bases 8 to 1207 code for a protein of 399 amino acids. The record is from RefSeq and is a predicted model, not a curated record. NCBI's taxonomy places the organism in Eukaryota, Metazoa, Chordata, Actinopteri, Elopiformes, Megalopidae. The transcript has 12 exons.
AGGGAGAAUGAGAGAGGUUUGGCCAGGCGAGCGCACAGUGGAGCUACGCGCCGGACAACCAGGCAACCGCGAGUCCUCUUCAGUGGAGCUGCUGCGCAUCGCAGGGAAGCCGAGGGAGACGCAGUUUUCCAGCAUGAAUCGCGCUUUUAACAGGAAAAAAGAUAAAUCAUGGAUGCACACUCCAGACGCACUGGCGAAACAUUACAUCGCGUAUAACGCCAAGUUUCUUGGAAACACAGAAGUGGAUCAACCUAAGGGCACAGAGGUUGUAAGGGAUGCAGUCAGAAAGCUUAAGUUUCAAAGGCAUAUCAAGAAGUCUGAAGGCCAGAAAAUUCCAAAAGUGGAACUACAGAUCUCAAUCUAUGGAGUGAAACUAUUAGAUCCUAAGACAAGAGAUGUGCUGUAUAAUUGCCAGUUGCACAGGAUAUCAUUUUGCGCUGAUGACAAAACAGACAAAAGGAUAUUCACAUUCAUCUGCAAAGACUCCGAGUCCAACAAACACCUUUGCUAUGUGUUUGACAGUGAAAAAUGUGCAGAGGAGAUAACACUAACCAUCGGCCAGGCUUUCGACUUGGCCUACAAGAAGUUCCUGGAGUCUGGCGGAAAGGAUGUGGAGACAAGGAAACAGAUAGGAGGCUUGCAGAAAAGAAUUCAAGAGUUAGAAACGGAGAACUCCGAGCUGAAAAAGCAGCUGCAGGCUGUGGAGGAGCAGCUGGUGCUGGCUCAUGUUUCGCCCCUGCUGCACAUAAACUCUACUAACGAAGCCUAUAUGACGCAGAGACCUUCAUCUCUCUUCUGGUGUCACAACCUGACAUCGUUCUCGUGUUUAGAAAUCUCUUCCGUCACUCUCACUCCUAUGAGCUCUCCUGACUCCAACCUGUCUGCAGGACUACUAACCCCUCCUCCUGCUAAACCCACUCUGCCAAAGCCCUGCAACGGAUACAGCAUUCCGCGGCCUCGUGCUGGCAGCAUCUCCAUGAAGGCCCCCCCCACCGAUAUUUUCGACAUGGUCCCGUUUUCUCCCGCGCCUGCGCUGGCACCGAUACCUGCCAGCAACGGCACACCCCCGCCCCCACCCGCUACGAGACCCCCUGAGAUACGAAAAGACCUUUUCGGCGCUGAGCCCUUCGACCCGUUCAGCUGUGGGGCCGCCGACUUUCCCCCCGACAUCCAAUCCAAGCUGGACGAGAUGCAGCUCUGCUUUUAAGGAUAGAACAUGAGGAAUGUUUACGGCUGCAUUAGUUCACCCCUGUGUCCUUUUCGCUCCUGCACGGCUGUUAUAAGAUCUAUGUAUUUUAUGAAGAGAGUACAGCUAGAUUAAUAUACUUGCAUUAUAUUGACAGUGCCUGUUUGUGUGUUGAAAAAAUCCUGUUUAUAAUAAAAAAGCUCAUGUUUCUGCUCCCAGGAGCAGGGAAGCAAAGGUUAGCUUAUCUCAUUUCUUCAGAUUUUUCACUAUUGUGUAUGAGCUGCAGUUAGGUUUCUUGUAAAAUGAGUAGCUAAAUGGGUCUGCAUCUUGUACUUAGUUCUUCAGUAUUUUUUUAUAUAAAACAGGUCCAGGUAUUAUGAAAGAAGGAAACAUUCAAUACAUGAUUACAUUCAUGUAAAACAAUUUCGUUUUUAUGUACCAUCAAGUCAAGCAUGUCAUUGCUUCAGAAAACCUGAACAAUUUAUAGAAACACACAUUCAUUUAUUCAUUGUUUAUAUUUCAUUGUGUUGGUUUGUAUUAAUGGUCAUGAUUUUGGGUGUUAAGCUGCACAGAUUCUGCACAGACACACUGAUAUUUAAGUCAUUUGGUUAUUUUAAUCAUUUGAUUUAUAAUAAACACUCAACCCAGAGGCCCCAUAACAUCAGCCAAUCCAUACACAGGUAUCAUAUUCCAUCUGUGUGGCAUUAUGCCCUAAAACAAGACCAAUAAUUUCAUAAUU